Camelina sativa (false flax) is the source of this 265-nucleotide messenger RNA. Its product is annotated as defensin-like protein 276. Lineage: Eukaryota; Viridiplantae; Streptophyta; Magnoliopsida; Brassicales; Brassicaceae. The record is from RefSeq and is a predicted model, not a curated record.
AGAAAAAACUACGGGAAGAAUAAUGUUAGCACGAAAGUACAGUUUUGCUUCUCUAUUAUUAGUUAUUUGUCUUCUUUUUACUCAAUCAACUGCAAGCAGUUGCAUUUUCAAAGGCCAUUGUAGAACUAGUCAACACUGUAAAAACGUAUGCAGAGGAACCGGGAUAGAUCCAGUAUUUCAAUUAUGCGUUCCAUAUUCAUUUAAAGGAGGCAAAUGUUGUUGCUUGCAUAUUGAUGGGGCUCCCUCGUCAAGUAAAAAAAUUUAG